AUGCCCAGCGCCAAAUACCAGCCUGCGCCGCAGCGCGACCCGUUCGAGGACGAGCCGUCCACGCGCUACACUCAGGCGCCACCCUCAUACCAGGAGCAGAGUGCGCAGUCGCCGCUGCUCGGCCCGGCGAGGACGGAGAACGACAACUUGCCGGAUGACUUCAAGUUCGGCGGUGUAGUCGCUGAGGCGACUUUGGACAUCAGGAUGGCCUUCGUGAGGAAGGUGUAUGCAAUCCUGACCGUGCAGCUCCUUGCCACUGCCGCGCUCAGCAGCGUAUCCUUCUUCUCGACCGGCUACCGCACCUGGAUCCAGACCAACGCCUGGAUGCUGUGGGUGUCCCUGUUUGGCGCCAUCGCCUUCAUGGGCCUCACCUUCUGGAAGCGCAAGUCGUAUCCAACAAACCUGCUCUUCCUCAGUGGCUUCACUGCUCUGGAGGCGUACUCGAUCAGCGUCAUCGUCUCGUUCUACGAGUCGCGCGUCGUGCUGACGGCUCUCAUCUUCACGCUCGGCAUCUUUGUUGCCCUCACGCUGUUCGCUUGCCAGAGCAAGUAUGAUUUCACGUCGUGGAUGCCAUAUCUGUUCGGCGCUCUAUGGGUCCUCAUCCUGUUCGGAUUCAUGACCAUGUUCUUCCCGUACAACGACAAGAUCGAGCUGGCCUACGGCGUCAUUGCGGCGCUCAUCUUCUCGGGCUACAUUUUGGUAGACACGCAGCUCGUCAUGCGCCACUACCAUGUCGAGGAGGAGAUUGCAGCGUCCAUCAGCCUGUACUUGGACAUCAUCAACUUGUUCUUGGCGAUCUUGAGGAUCCUCAACAGCCAGCAGAACAACUGA
Verruconis gallopava is the source of this 831-nucleotide messenger RNA. RefSeq lists its product as uncharacterized. Gene Ontology annotation, cellular component: membrane. The transcript has 2 exons. Lineage: Eukaryota; Fungi; Ascomycota; Dothideomycetes; Venturiales; Sympoventuriaceae. The coding region runs from base 1 to 831 and encodes 276 amino acids. The record is from RefSeq and is a predicted model, not a curated record.